Messenger RNA from Chelonia mydas (Green sea turtle), 972 nucleotides. RefSeq names its product putative olfactory receptor 52P1. The transcript has a single exon. Gene Ontology annotation, biological process: G protein-coupled receptor signaling pathway. Gene Ontology annotation, molecular function: olfactory receptor activity; G protein-coupled receptor activity. NCBI's taxonomy places the organism in Eukaryota, Metazoa, Chordata, Testudines, Cheloniidae. Gene Ontology annotation, cellular component: membrane. The record is from RefSeq and is a predicted model, not a curated record. The coding region runs from base 1 to 972 and encodes 323 amino acids.
AUGGCCGUUUUCAACCUCACCCCCGCUGACCCUUCAACAUUCACUCUAAGUGGUAUUCCUGGCCUAGAAACUGCCCACAUCUGGAUUUCCAUCCCUUUCUCUACAUUCUACACUAUCAGCCUGCUGGGAAAUUGCACGGUCCUGUUUGUUGUAGGCACAGAGCAGGCCCUAUACAAACCGAUGUACCUGCUGCUCUGCAUGCUGGCGCUCACAGACAUCAGCAUGUCUACGUCUGUUGUGCCGAAGGCACUGUGUAUAUUUUGGUUCAACUUGAAAGGCAUUACUGUGGGUGGCUGCCUCACCCAGAUGUUCUUCCUUCAUGCGGCUUCUGUUAUGCAGUCAGCCGUCCUCGUGGCAAUGGCCUUCGAUCGCUACAUUGCUAUAUGUGACCCUCUGAGAUAUGCCACCAUCCUCACCAAUUCACGAAUAGCUAAACUGGGGCUUAUGGGCUUGAUAAGAGCUGUUCUCUUCAUUCUGCCCAUGCCCCUGCUCCUGAGCAGGCAGCCAUUCUGUGCCAACCACAUUAUCCCCCACACGUACUGCGACCACAUAGCUGUGGCAAAGAUGUUUUGUGGGGACAUCACAGUCAACAGGUUGUACGGCUUGGUGAUAGCACUUGUAGUCGUCGUGUUAGAUCUGAUGCUCAUUGCCCUGUCCUAUGGUCUGAUCAUAAGGACCGUCCUCAGAAUCUCCUCCAAGAAAGCCCACCAGAAAGCCCUCAACACCUGCACAGCUCACAUCUGUGUCAUGCUGAUGUCUUAUACUCCCUGCCUCUUCUCCUCUCUGACACAUCGGUUUGGUCAGGGCAUCGCUCCCCACAUUCACAUCAUCUUGGCCAACCUCUAUUUCCUCAUCCCCCCCAUGCUCAAUCCAAUCAUUUAUGGGGUCAAAACCAAAGAGCUUCGUGACAAAGUGGGCAAAUACACCUUCAGAAUGUGCUCACCUGGGGCCACUGACUUUAAACCUGCAUGA